AUGGGCGUCUCGUCCACAUUUAAUACCGCCAUAUUGUUUGGCCGUGGUCCUGGAGAGUCCUACAAAGACAAAAAGCUUUCUCAACUCUACGGUAAUUACACCGUUAAUAUCGAGGAGCUAUGGGUGGAUUAUGAAAUUACACAGGAGAGUUCGAACCGCACGGAUACCCGCUGGGUCAGAUUGAGCUCGACUUCUGACCCAGAUAUCUCCCUGAGGGCACAUUUUGGAGAGCAAGAGGGGUUUGGCUUCUGCGCGACACACCAUCAGGUCAACGAUGUUGACAAGGCACGACAUCCUUUUGAGUUGAAGAAGAGCAAGAAAGAUUGGGUGAUCUUGAGACUGGAUACAAACCAUCACGGGCUCGGGACAGCCAGCUAA
Capronia coronata CBS 617.96 is the source of this 378-nucleotide messenger RNA. RefSeq names its product beta galactosidase small chain. Gene Ontology annotation, molecular function: beta-galactosidase activity; carbohydrate binding. Bases 1 to 378 code for a protein of 125 amino acids. Lineage: Eukaryota; Fungi; Ascomycota; Eurotiomycetes; Chaetothyriales; Herpotrichiellaceae. The record is from RefSeq and is a predicted model, not a curated record. Gene Ontology annotation, biological process: lactose catabolic process. The transcript has a single exon. Gene Ontology annotation, cellular component: beta-galactosidase complex.